GUUGUAACUGCAGCGUGCUGCGUCACAUUUGUAAAUGCACGCCGUCGCGCGUCCAGAAGGUCAAAUGCCUUCGUACGCAUCAGGAACUUCAGAAGUGAAGCGAUAUUUCACCUUUAAUGACGCGAAACUACCGCAAGAGACGUCAGUGUUCCUUAUGUAAAGUAUGGCUGAGCUCAGGACGCGCUUUGCUCUCUUGUAUCACAGUGCGUCAAAAAGGAACAUAUAAAGGUGCACGAAAAGACUAUGGACAGACGGCCCGAGAACCCGACGAAAGCAGUCGGCUAUCUUAAGGAGCUGACUAAGAUCAUAGAGACCCAGCAGGCGCUGCUAGAGCGGCAAAAGACGCGCAUCUUUGAGCUGGAGCAGCAUGUGUCCGACCUGUGCGCGGAAAACAGCCGCCUUCGAUACGAGUACCAGCGGCAUCUGCUCACUUGCAGGAUGCGUCCCUUCCAGGACACCCCACAACAACAAAGUCAUGCAUCUCUUCCAGUGGAAAUGAAAGGCUGUCCCAGUAGCUUUAGAUCAGUUGUGUGUAGGAGAAUUGUGCCGUGUCGACAGUGGAAGUCUUCGUCUUUCGGUGUGGAGGGGGACGUUCAAAGCAGCGAGCCUGGUCCCGCCUUGGACAGCAGCGCAGGAUGUGGCCGUGGCCCCAUGUCACACAGUUCUUCCCUCAGUCCGGACCAGUUUGACAGUUUGGUGUACAGCCACGGCAUCCAGCCAACAUCACAACGCCCUCAGCGGCCCAAACUACAACACUCCCAAUCAAUCCUUCGCAAACAGGCAGAGGAGGAGGCCAUCAAACGCUCACGGUCUCUCUCUGAAAGCUAUGAGCUCUCCACAGAUCUUCAGGACAAGAAGGUGGAAAUGCUUGAACGGAAAUAUGGAGGCCGUUUCAUAACCCGCCACGCUGCUCGCACGAUUCAGACAGCUUUCCGCCAAUAUCAAAUGAACAAGAACUUUGAACGUCUCAGGAGUUCCAUGUCAGAGAAUCGCAUGUCCCGCAGGAUGCUUUUGUCCAACAUGAGGAUGCAGUUUUCCUUUGAUGGACACGAGAAAUCCCACAGCUCCUUUUUCGAAGGAAGGCAAAUGUCUCUCAUGGAUGAUACAAGCCAUUUAGGAUCCAUGUUGCAAGCUGGAGAGAAGAUUCCUGCCAUUUUGGAAGUCCCGGAAUGUCGAAGCGAUUUAACGGAGACAAUCACAGAGCUAGAGGACACAUUUUCGAGGCAGGUGAAGUCAUUGGCCGACUCCAUUGAUGAUGCACUAAACUGCCGUGGUCUGCAUGAAGAGGAGAUCCAGCCUGAGCGGGCAGUUUGUCAGGAGGAUGAUGAGCUCCCUCACUCUGAUGACCGACACAAGUUGAAUGAGAUCUGCAAUGUGACUCUUUUCAUCGAUGAAGAGGAAAUCUCUCCACCUGUUCAGACCUCUGUAGAGCAUCCAUCUAACAUUGAAUCCGAGCAACUCGCCCAGUCCAUCAACUCUUCGCAAGAGUACUGGUCCAUGGACACCAAAGACGACAAGCUGGAUGCGGACACUAGCUCCAGAAGUACUCCAUCCCUCAGAUGCCAGGAACCGCAGCUCUGCAUGAACCACUUACCGCUGCUGACCAUCGAGCCACCCAGCGACAGUUCAGCGGAAGCGAGCAAUCGUUCAGAAUGCAGCUCGGUUGAGCAUCAGGAUAUUGAGGAACGGACAGUAGCAGAACCACGGGCCACUCCCAAGAGAAUCGUACGUGGACAUUCUCGAGAUCCGGAGCCCCUCAGACAUCGGCAGCUGGAGAGCCACUUGGCCACCAAUGGAAGCCGUCAGAUCAAGUCAGAAUCUGACUUCUCUGAUGGGGACAAUGACAGUAUCAACAGCAACUCGAACUCUAAUGACACAAUAAACUCAUCCAGAGACAGUCUGAGAGAUCAGACUCUGAACAAACAGACAUACCACAAAGACACUCGAAACAGCUGGGACUCUCCAGCAUUCAGCAGCGACAUCACUCGCAAGAGACAAUACCGCAUUGGCCUCAACCUUUUUAAUAGAAAGCCAGAGAAGGGCAUACAGUACCUGACAGAGAGAGGCUUUGUUCCCGACACACCUGUGGGCGUGGCCCAUUUUCUGCUGCAGAGGAAAGGCUUGAGUCGACAGAUGAUUGGUGAAUUUCUCGGGAACCGACAGAAACAAUUCAACAGGGAUGUCCUGGACUGUGUGGUGGAUGAACUGGAUUUCUCAGGGAUGGAGCUGGAUGAAGCUCUGCGCAAAUUCCAGGCUCAAAUCCGGGUUCAGGGGGAGGCGCAAAAGGUGGAGCGUCUAAUCGAGGCGUUUAGGUGCCCGCCCAUCAAUUCAAUUCAAUUUUAU
Triplophysa rosa is the source of this 2343-nucleotide messenger RNA. Its product is annotated as IQ motif and SEC7 domain-containing protein 1-like. The annotation marks the transcript as partial. Gene Ontology annotation, molecular function: protein binding; guanyl-nucleotide exchange factor activity. The transcript is spliced from 6 exons. Gene Ontology annotation, biological process: actin cytoskeleton organization; regulation of ARF protein signal transduction. Lineage: Eukaryota; Metazoa; Chordata; Actinopteri; Cypriniformes; Nemacheilidae. The record is from RefSeq and is a predicted model, not a curated record.